CCCUGCUGGGGCGGGCUCGCUGUGGGAAGCGCAUGGAGGGGCAGAGGAUGCUGAAUGCUCCAAGGAGAGACCCAGGAAGUGAAGACGUGUGAGCUUCUUGCCCUGAACAAGUCUGCUGCAAGGGAGAGGAGGCUCCCCAAAGUCCUGACUGGCUUGGUGGGGAGCAGUUCCAGAGCAUCGCCUGGUGACUCCAUGACACUCAUCUCUUUCUUUUCUCCCAUCACUAUCUCUGAAUCUCCAUCUAUUCUUCUGGGGAAGAUAUCCCAGGAGACAUUUAUAGACACUUAUGACCCAAGUGUCCUUCGAAGGGAGCAAUACAUGCUCUAUGAAAUCAAGUGGAGCAACAACAAAAGGCCCCGGCAGAGCUGUUGCCAUAGCACUCAAACGAAGCAUGCUGAAAUCUACUUCCUGGAAGAUGUCUUUCAGAAGCAAAGAUCUGAUCCUUCUGCCCACUGCUUCAUCACCUGGUUCACGUCCUGGAGUCCCUGUGGGGACUGCUGCAAGCAAAUCAGGGAUUUCCUGAAGGAACAGCCUAAUGUGAAACUAUUUAUUUAUGUAGCACGGAUCUACUGGCACAAAAGGGAAAUCAAUCGUCAGGGUCUACGGAACCUGAUGAACAUCGGAGUGUCCAUCCGAGUCAUGUACCUCCCAGUUUAUAGAUACUGUUGGAGAACAUUUGUCGACAAAGAGGACAAGUAUGAAGAUUAUUGGCCCAGGCACUUUGCUCCAUGGAUAAUGCUGUAUUCUCUCGAACUUCAGUCCAUCCUUCAGAACAUUCCCUCUUGCUUAAAGAUUUCAUCAUUUAAGAACCAGAGUCCAGUUUUCAGCCUAUGUGUAGAUGAGAAACAGAAAAGAGCACUCGCAUUAGCCAAUCCCUAUUACCCUAAUGGCAGGGAGACCAAUGAAGGGCUCAGGAGCCCAGGGCUCUGUCCUCUGUGUGAGCUGGGAGCAGCAGCCAGCACUGGAGGGCGGGAGAGGCAGUGGCCCGAAGGGAGAGCGGGGCUGGAACCUGGCAGCAGCAGCAGCUGGGGAGCAGGCGCUGGAGCACCCAGCCCAGCAGAGCUGAGUGGGGACAGGGGGAGCUGCAGGCCCAGAGCUGGGGAGCCGCCGCCUGCUGUGCCCCACGUGACACCGGAGCCGGGAAUAGAAACUGAAAGGGAGAAACACACACCAGUAAAACAGGACACAGCCUGGGAGGCUGUAGUGAAAGCCAUGGCCACUGGCUGGAACAGAGAUCAUGAAUCCAGAGGCAUCACACAGGGGUGGAAGAUAAGCCAGGAGGAUUUUGUGGAGAAUUAUGACCCAAGUGUCCUUCCAAGUGUGACUUACCUUCUCUAUGAAAUCAAGUGGAACCAUCGCAGAAGGCACUGGCAAAGAUGGAUCUGUAGUGCUGGUGGUGAGCAUGCUGAAACAUACUUCCUGGAAGAUGUCUAUAGAAAGCUAAGAUCUAAUCCUUUUGUCCACUGCUCCAUCACCUGUUACAUAUCCUGGAGUCCCUGUGGGUACUGCUGCCAGGAGAUCAUGGAUUUUCUGGAGAAAAUGCCUAAUGUGAAUCUAGUCAUUUAUGUAGCACGGCUCUACUGGCACAAAGAGGAAACCAAUCGUCAGGGUCUGUGGAACCUGGAGAAUAUUGGAGUGUCCAUCCAAGUCAUGGAUCUCCCAGAUUAUAACUACUGUUGGAGAACAUUUGUUGAUGAGGAGGACAAGUAUGAUGAUGAAGAUGAUUAUUGGCCCAGGCACUUUGCUCCAUGGAUAAUGCUAUAUUCUCUCGAACUCCAGUCCAUCCUUCAGAACAUUCCCUCUUGCUUAGAGAUUUCAUCAGAUGAGAACUAUACUCCAGUUUUCAGCCUAUGUGUAGAAGAUGAGGAACAGAAAAGAGCACUCACAUCAGCCAAUCCCUAUUAGCCGCCAGUAUCCUGGCCUGGGCAGCCAACCAGUCUCUGGAAGCCAUGAGUGUCUUGAACCAGGCCAUCAACUGCUAAGCAACAGAAACCACUUGACAGGAAACAUCACCCACAUUAAAACUCCACAAUUUGGGGAGGGGAAGAGGAUGCAGACAGAAUGGGUGCCGCAGAGUGACUGCUUUGCUAACACAGCGUGUUUUCUCAGUUGGUGGGUUACUCUUGCAUGCGCUGAUAGAACAGUAGCUCUCAAACUUUUAUACUGGUGACCCCUUUCACACAGCAAGCCUCUGAAUGUGACUCCCACCAUAUAAAUUAAAAACACCUGUUUAUAUAUUUAAUACCAUUAUAAAUGCUGGAGGCAAGCCGAGGUUUGGGGUGGAGGCUGACAGUUCGCAACCCCCCCAUGUAAUAAACUCACGACACCCUGAGGGGUCCCGACCCCCAGUUUGAAAACCCCUGUGACAGAACAUUAGAAUGUUUAAUCAUUUCAGUUUUGAUUUAGUUACUCUUAGCCAUUCCCUUGCAAUUGCUUUAGCUUGUAGCCUUUUGAAAAGUGAAUCAUGUUUAAUGCUGUACUGUGACUGGGUCGUGUUAGCACCUGUGACUCAGUGUACAGGUUUAUUCCAUCACAGUUAACACAAGAGUAUCUUGCUUAUUCUGCAGCCAAUGCUGUUUACCAAAUGAACAUAAAACUGUAUGAUUUGCUUUGUGUAAGCAGUUCAUAAGGAACUAACUCAUUAUACAUUUACAUAUAGAGACCUUAGAGAGGAUUUAUUUUCUGAGGUUAUUUCUUUGAAUUAUGUUUCUCUUGUAGAUUUCUAGAUUUUAUUUUGUCUCAUUUGUCAACAUAACAUUUGAAUAAAAUAUCUAUAAGGAA
Messenger RNA from Gopherus flavomarginatus (Mexican gopher tortoise), 2781 nucleotides. RefSeq lists its product as uncharacterized. Gene Ontology annotation, molecular function: RNA binding; cytidine deaminase activity; zinc ion binding. The transcript has 11 exons. Gene Ontology annotation, cellular component: nucleus; cytoplasm. NCBI's taxonomy places the organism in Eukaryota, Metazoa, Chordata, Testudines, Testudinidae. Gene Ontology annotation, biological process: cytidine to uridine editing. The record is from RefSeq and is a predicted model, not a curated record. Bases 55 to 1905 code for a protein of 616 amino acids.